Messenger RNA from Eruca vesicaria subsp. sativa (arugula), 186 nucleotides. Lineage: Eukaryota; Viridiplantae; Streptophyta; Magnoliopsida; Brassicales; Brassicaceae. The record is from the annotation of a GenBank genome assembly.
AUGGUUAUGGCCUACUCCUUCUGGCCAGCCCCUGCUCCAGUGCCGUCAAUCUGUAUCAUCACCGGCGCAUUCCACGGUGGACGGGAUGACUCAAACCCAAUGAGAGAGAAAGAGAGAGAGAGAGGAGAGGAGACUGGGAGAAUAGAGAAGAGAUGGAGUUCGGCCGGUCAGCCUCUCGUUGUCUGA